AAUUCAAGUCGAAAGUUUUUUUUUUCUACUAAUCGAAAUUAAUUGUUCUAAUUAACACUUAAAAGGAAAUAAACAAUUUACAAUCAGUGUUAUUUAAUUUAUCAUCAUAAUCAUCACACACAAUCAAAUCUUCAAAAUAAUCUGCAUCAACUAUUAACCAUAACAAUCAAAUCAAAUCACAACCUCAUCAAUUUUAAUCAUAAAUUGUUCAAGUGUUAAUUUGAGUUAAUUUUUAUUUCUUACUUUUUUUUGAUUGUCUUUUAUUUGUAUUGUAUGUGAAUGUCUUGUUUAUAAAUACAAUUCAGUUUAAAUUGUUAUGUUGAUUGGGUUGUGGUUAUAAAUCAAUCAAUUAAACGAUCAUUGUUUACAAUUAAAUGUGCUAAUUAAAUGUUCAAUGUGUAUUAUUAUGUUUAUUAAUGUUGUUAAUCAAGUUAAUUAUAAUGGAUUAAUGAUUCUAUCUACUGGAUAUAUUAAGAUUUAGAUUGUAAACAAUUAAUUGAUUCAGUGUUAAAUUUUUAAAUUUCCAAUCAACAACAAUUAAAAAUUCCCAUCGCCAAUUGAUCGUCCAAAGCUAAUUUUAAUUCAAUUCAUCCAAAUGAUUAAAUCUAUUGUCUUACUGUUGCUGAUCAUUGAAAACCAUUAACUCAUAAUCAACAAGGAUUAAAUUGUGUCUCCACCCUGUAAAUUAAUCAACAAUUAAACAUCAACAAUAACCGAUCACUACAAUUACCAAAAUCAAAUAUAAAUCAUCAUAUUUAACCAACGUAAUCAAUUACAACAAAAAAACAACAGGAAAUCACAGUAAUCAAGCAAAAUAAGAGGAAAUUCAAUGGAAUUGAAUAAAUCCCGAAAAGAACCCAAAUAAGGAUAACUGAAACUUGAAUUCGGAUCAACUCAACUUUAUUAAUUUCCAAUUCUCAAAAUUAAUUGAACCAUUCAACGUAACUUUGGAUAACUUUUUUACUUGCCAACCUUUUCGAGCAACAUUUCCAAUUCUGGAUUCAGAGAUAUUCUUCCUGUGAAAUCGAAUGGAAUCUGCUGGAUUGUUCUUAGACGAUUAUUCAAACAAUUUUUCAACCGACAAUGGAACCAUUUCCUUCAUCUCUUCAAGUGUCUCUCCUUCCGUUUCCUCAGCCAUGUCAACCUCUUUCUCCUCAUCAUCUUUAUCAUCUUCCAUUUCACCCUUUGACUCAUCUUCCUUUAUUGGAUCAACCUUUACCCCAUCGAUCAUCGGAUCAGGGUCAACACUUCAACCGGAAGCAACUCUUUUCGAUAUGGUUUCAUCUUCAUCACUUGAUCAGCCUCAAUGUAGUCCAGCAACUUUACUUGAAAUGAAAUUGAGCAAUGAUCCACUUAUGCUGUUAUCUGUGAUCUCAUUAGUGAUUAUUAAUCUCGCCGUGAUUGCCGGUAACACACUGGUCAUCGUUGCGGUUAGCAUAUCGUCUAAACUUCGAACCAUAACCAAUUUUUUCAUAGUCUCAUUGGCUGUUGCCGAUUUACUGCUUGGUAUAACUGUAGCACCUUAUGCAUUAGCUUUAACGGUUUUAGAUGUUUGGAUAUUUGGUGAGAUUUGGUGCCUUGGAUGGCUUGUGAUUGAUGUUUGGCUAUCAACGGCUUCAAUUCUAAACCUUUGCGCAAUCAGUGUUGACCGUUACUUGGCUGUCACACGACCAGUUCGUUAUCGAUCCAUUAUGACCUCCAAAAGAGCGAAAAUGAUUAUCGCUUUCGUUUGGAUACUUUCAUUUAUCGUCUCAUUCCCUCCAUUGGUCGGUUGGAAUGACACUGGAUCCAUUUUAGCUCAAGGUAAAGGUGAUUUGGACCAAUCUAAUGUAGUGAUAGCGACAACUCCAACCGGGUCGAAGUGCUAUUGGAAACCAAAUCAGUGUGUACUUUUUGAUAACACUGGUUACGUAACAUAUUCUGCAUUAGGUUCAUUUUAUAUUCCAAUGUCUUUUAUGAUGUUCUUCUAUUGGCGAAUUUAUAUCGUCGCAUCUCGAACAACUCGUGCCUUGAAACGAGGCUACAAAACGACCAAAACAGGAGACUCAGAGAUCGAUGGAUCUUCGGAUAAAAGGUUAACCUUACGAAUGCAUCGAGGUUACAUUUGCGAAGACAGUGGAUCCAAUACAAGCUCUGAACCUCCUUCAUUAAUGUUUUCAUUGUCCAGAGAUGUUCAAAAUUGUCAUCAACUUCAUCCAACCCAUCGGCAUCAUCAUUCACAUCACCAUAACCAUCAUCAUAAUAAUGAUUAUACGGCCAAUAAUAACCAAACCAAUGCCGUUAAUUGUACAUCAUUCAUUAAAAAUAGUCCCAAAAUGGCCAAAUCUUUUCUCAGUCCACCAAAAUCGCAAAGUUAUAAUAAUAAUAAAGUUGAAGAUAAUAUUUCUCAAGGGGAAAUAAACAGUAGUCAUAAUAAGAAUAGUGAUACAAAUAAUGUCAAUAAUUUACACGAUAGUAACAAUUAUGGUUCAGCCUCUACGAACAAUAUAAGUUCGUACGAAUCCAAUUGUCGUAAUAAUUUGAUUGUACCAAAAUACAGUCCAGGUGGAGGCGGAGGAGGCGGUGGAGGUGGUGGUGGUAAUGAAGGAACCAAGACAAAAAGGAAAACACCAAUAACAGUUUAUCGAUCACCUCGAUUACAAGCUAAUGCAUUAGCACUUGAAAGUGGUGGAGGAACUUGUUAUAUUGACGAUUCUGAUAAAGUUAAGCGCCGAUCGACUUGUUCACUUUCUUCAUCUUGCUCUGGACUUGGUGGAUUUAGUGGUUCUCCGAAUCAUGAUCGAACUGGUUCAGGUCAUUCUAACACUUCUAAAUCGGUUCGUUUCUCCCGACGAACCAAUGCCGGUAAAUGGCAAACCCGUCGUCUACUCGCCGAAACAAAAGCUGCCAAAACCGUCGGGAUUAUCGUAGGUGGUUUUAUAAUCUGCUGGUUCCCUUUUUUUACCAUCUACCUGAUCCGUGGCUAUUGUAAAAAUCAAAACUGUAUUCCACAAUUACUAUUAACCAUAUUUACCUGGUUGGGUUAUGCUAACUCAGCGGUUAAUCCGAUAAUCUAUGGUCUUUUUAGCCGUGAUUUUCGUCGAGCUUUCAGAAAUAUUAUCUGUAAAUGUAAAUAUUCCGAAGAGAUUGGAGUUACCUCAUUAAUCCGUCAAAUCCAUUUACCUAAUCUAUUUGAGGAAGAUAAUCAUGAUGAUUGUAUUAAAACGGAUUCACAAGAGGAUGUCCACUGAUAACUCACCGAAUUUAAAUUUAGCCAAAACAAAUUGACGAUAAAAUAGAAAAUUUUUAACUCUCCAAUCCAAAUAAUUAACUUUAAUUUAAUUUCGAUAAUUGUUUCUCCAAUUUGUUAUCUUUCAAAUCACUUUUACAUUUUCAAAUGUUUCAUCAAUUCGCUAUCCACCUUAAUCAUUGAUCAUU
Molecule: messenger RNA, 3417 nt
Organism: Panonychus citri (citrus red mite)
Lineage: Eukaryota; Metazoa; Arthropoda; Arachnida; Trombidiformes; Tetranychidae
Product: octopamine receptor Oamb-like
Exons: 6
Coding region: 1029-3230 (733 amino acids)
Biological process (GO): adenylate cyclase-activating adrenergic receptor signaling pathway
Cellular component (GO): membrane
Molecular function (GO): G protein-coupled amine receptor activity
Source: RefSeq, a predicted model, not a curated record